Molecule: messenger RNA, 3054 nt
Organism: Syngnathoides biaculeatus (alligator pipefish)
Lineage: Eukaryota; Metazoa; Chordata; Actinopteri; Syngnathiformes; Syngnathidae
Product: zinc finger protein 516-like
Exons: 5
Coding region: 483-2885 (800 amino acids)
Biological process (GO): regulation of DNA-templated transcription
Cellular component (GO): nucleus
Molecular function (GO): DNA-binding transcription factor activity, RNA polymerase II-specific; RNA polymerase II cis-regulatory region sequence-specific DNA binding
Source: RefSeq, a predicted model, not a curated record
CACAGUUAGAGCGCAGCCACCGGCGCCGUCUACUUGCUGGGGGGGUGGCGCUCACGCACGAACGCACGCACGCAGCCAGCAGGCGGAGAUGCUCACCAUCGCCUGUUAUUAACGUUAAUAUUGUUAUCCCCCGCGUCACUCGCCUCCAGGAACGAGACGGCGCCCACCGCCCGCACCAGCCCUGGCUUCGAGGGACUGUGGCCGGCUCAGGUGCAGCGAGCCCGCCCGCCUGCCCGCCCGUGAUUGCGACGGCCACGACGACGACAAAGUUGAGGACAUCAAGUAUGUCGCCAUUGUUAACGAGUAGUGAUGGGAUUCCUCCGCGCUCAGCUAUCCGAGCGAGGUUUACUUGAACAAAGAGUCUGCAGAUUGGUGAAGAAUGGCUGGAUGACCCCAAAGCAGUGAUGCCUACCGCGUGUUUUGACAUCCUAGCUCUCUGAAAGCAACCUUGUCAGCGAAGUCAUCUACUAGCUACACCAACGAUGGAGACGAAAGCGAGGCGGGAGGAGGAAGCGCCGCCGAGAGACGCCGAGACGGAGGAAGACGCCACUUCGGGCCACACAUGCGGCGUGUGCGGCCGCAGCUUCCCGCUCCUGAGCUCGCUGUCACAGCACAUGCGGCGGCACACUCGCGAAAAGCCGUACAAAUGCCCUUACUGCGACCACAGGACGGCGCAGAAGGGAACCCUCAAGGCGCAUAUCCGAAGCCACAAGCUGGGCCUGUUUGGCCUCGGCGACCAACAGACGGAAGAGGAGAUACCGGACACUCCCGAGGCUGUGAAGAAGAAACCAAACAAGAAAAAAGCAAAAGAUUUGGAGCCAGAGUGCUCGGACGCCGGGCCCUUUCCCUGCAGCGUCUGCGGUCAAGACUUCGCCCAGGUGCCGUUACUCAAGUCGCACAUGAAGCGGCACCGCAGCGCGCAGGAUCACGGCUGUCGCAUCUGCGGCCGCCGCUUCCGCCAGGCGUGGUUCCUGCAGAGUCACAUGCGCAUCCACCGGGUCAAAGCGCAGAUGCGGGGCGGCAAGAGCGACGAGCCGCCCGCCACCGUCAACGGAGUGCCGCAGGACCCCGCCGCGCUCACCAACGACGAGUGCCUCUACGAGCUCUGCGGUAACUGCGGCCACUUCUUCACGGACAGCAAAACCUUGCACUUACACGAAAGGUUGCACAAACACAGCCAGAAGGCACCGCAAGACCUCGAGGCCUCGCAGGUGACUAAAAACCAUUUUUUGGAAAGCCUCAACCUCACCCGCGUCGCACUGAAGGAUGCUCAAGUGGAAAGGAAUCUGGGCCGGAGAAUCCCAGAGCUGGAUCCCCUGUGCAGCUACCAGGCCUGGCAGUUAGCCACAAGGGGGCGACUGGCGGAAGCCGCCGAGAAGUGCGUCGGCUGGGAGGAGCGACUCGCCGACGCCGACGUGGCCUAUGACACGGCGAAGGGUCAAUACGUGACCGCCAAGCCGGAGAAGAAGAGGAAGCCCAUCGAUGUGCCCGCUUCUGGCGCCAAGAAGAAGAAGGGCGACACCGGCCUCGAGCAGGCUGCCAAGGCCGCCUUGGAGAGGAAGAGUUGCCAGAAAGAGCGCAUUUUGCUCAACGGGCUUGGGCAAGCCUUUUACGAGGCGUUGCAGCACAGAACGAGCAAAGACAAAGAAGGCAACAGGAAUCAGGACCAAGAAGAUGAAAAGCCUUUCUUGUGCGAGCACUGCGACUUCCACACUGCGGACGCCUCACUACUCAGGGCUCACGUGCACGCGCAGCACCAGGACGGCAAACCGACCGCGGCGUCUGAGAACCCGGCCGGCCCAAGUAGCUCCAAGGGCUCCAGGUACGUGGACUACCUCCGGAAAAGGAGCGCGCUGCUUUGUCAGCCGUAUUGGAACCCCUACCCCGGCUUGCCCAAUGAGCUGAACAUUAAAACGGAGAUGUCUAGCGACUAUGAGGCAAGGACGGGCAGCGAUUUAGGAAGUCUUCUCAACUUGUCGUCACUAGCGGGCAAUAAAGGACCGGACUGGGUCCAAAAGGAAGGUCUGCUGAGGCAUCAGUGUCCGUACUGUUCCCACGCCACUUGCUACCCCGAGGUGCUGUGGAUCCAUCAGCGGGUGUCGCACAGGGUGGGCAGCCGCAGCGCAGCGGCCCCCAAGUGGGCGCCGUUCACUAACGGCGUCCGGACUCCAAAGACUUUCCCGUGGAGGCGCACGGGACCCCCGCCCUUCCUCGAAGGGAAAGACUGCCCGACGUUGCCCGCGCCCAGAAGCCAGCGCACGCAAGCGCCAGCAGGGAGCAGCACCAAGCAGGCGGCCGCUAAGAGCCAUUCAGGUGCCAAGUCCAAGCCUCAGGCCAAGGAGGUGAAAGCUUCGGAUUCUCGGGGGAGGGCGAAGUCAGAGCAAAAGCGCACGACGGAGAGCGCCGGCAAAGCGAGCUCGUCCGGGAAAAGUGUCUCCGGUAGAACCGCGACGGAGGGAACCUUUCCAAAGGAGGGCCUCGGCUUCAUGUUGAGUCACGGCGGCGCGUCUUCCAAAUCGGAUCGACACCGCCCCCAGAGGCUCCCCUCGCCGAGUCCCAAAGGGGCCGACCUCUGGGCCGCCAUGAGCAUGUGGGGCCACCGGGCCUACUUCGAACCGCUGCUUUACGCUCAGGCCAAGACUGACGCCGAAGUCCCGGAGACGCCACCGGACUUUGACGUGGUGAGCCUCCUCAAGAGCUACAGUCCGCACGAGCUGGCGGCUCUUUAUCAGCACUGGGGAUUUGUGGACCCCAGGUUGGAUCCGCAGGCGGCGUUGCGGCACAACGGACAUUUUGAAAAUGAAGUCCAUUCCUCCUCCGAAGCUUCCAAACAGGUGACCAGCCGCUCCACUUCCACCUCAGGGUCACUCCAUAAAGGAACGUGAAGACCAUCAAAGACCCCCACCUCGCCGCCAUCCUGACAGAAUAAGACAAAUGUGGAAAAUAUGUAACACAGCAAGGUGGACCCAUCAGCACUCGUUUCAGUUCCCACUGUACAGACCACUUACAUGAAAAUGAGCUGUUAAAUCAAAUCAAAUGUGACGUUUGGUAUGA